Messenger RNA from Henningerozyma blattae CBS 6284, 3408 nucleotides. RefSeq lists its product as uncharacterized. NCBI's taxonomy places the organism in Eukaryota, Fungi, Ascomycota, Saccharomycetes, Saccharomycetales, Saccharomycetaceae. Bases 1 to 3408 code for a protein of 1135 amino acids. Gene Ontology annotation, molecular function: ATP binding; ATP hydrolysis activity. The record is from RefSeq and is a predicted model, not a curated record. The transcript has a single exon.
AUGGGCCAGGGUAGGUUUAAUAUACCAACUAAUUUUACUCUAUACCAAAGUUUAAAGUUAUUAAAUGAUAUUCUUUUAAACCAAUACAAUAAUUCUUAUAAAGAAGUUGAUUCAAUGAAAAAAACACAUAUCUCAUAUAAUUCAAUACCUGCUUGGAAUUUAAUGUUAAAAGAACUAAUGAAUUGGAACGAUUAUUAUAACGAUGGAAUGGAUUUAAUCGAAGACUAUUUCAAUUUCAAAUCUAAAGUUAUCGAUGAUUCUUCAAUUUCAGAAGAAAUUAAAAAGUUAUUGGAUGAAUUUAUAAUUCUAAAUUAUAACAUCUUCAAUUUGAAAAAAGAAAUUAAUAAUAAAAUAGAUUCAAUUCGUAAGGAAAAUGCAAAAAAUGACAAGCUUGGGUUUUUAAAAAUGAAAAUUUCAAAUUCAAAUUCCAUAUUUCAAUCAAAAAGAGAACGAUUGAAAAUGGAACGUCAACGUAAACAAGAUGAGAUGAAUUCUAUAGAAGCGGUAAAAAUUUUACAAACGGUAAAUUUACAACAAGCAUUACCAAUGUCAGAUUUCCUCUCAAAUGAGGGUUUCCCUAAUGAAUUACCAUCAUAUGAUGAUUUGCAUUCAAGAACCGAUAGAGAACGAGAUUUAGAACAUGAAUUAAUUCAACAUGUUCAAUUGGAACAAACACGCUUAGCACGAGAAAUAGAUGAACAAGAAAGAAUGGAAAGGGAACAUGCAGAACAGAGACGUGCAGAUUUGUUAAUAUUUGAACAGCAAAUAUCUCAGGGGCAAAACGGUGAUAUUAUGCAAACGCAACAAGAACUACUUGUCCACGAUCGAAUACCGUCGAUACAAAUUCCAUUACAACAAGUUGAAUCUCGAAAUAAUGAAGAACAAAGAGCCAGAGAGUUGACAGAACAAGCUAAACAGAGACAAAUAUUAAUGGAUGAAGAAUUAGCAAGACAAUUGGAAGAUGAGGAACGAUUACUUGCAAAUAAUCAACAACAUUUUGAUAUCACUUCUGGACUGGAAUUGGAUGCUGUCACCCUUGUAAAUAAUUCUACGAAUUCCCUUAACAUAAAUCAUAGUUCAAAUAUAUCUGAUUAUCCUACUUGUUUCUUAUCCAUGAAUGAUACGUUUGGUGAAAGUAGUACGAAUGCAAACGAGGAUCAUGAUAAUGUCUAUUUUCAAAAUACAAAUGAAGAUCUAGAUAAUGACAGUCUACUGUAUGAGCCAAUAAAAUCCCCGCAAUUGAAUAUAACACAUUCUGGAUCACCAUCAGGUAAUACUCAAAACUCAUCCUCCCGUAAUACAUCACAAAAUAACUCUAAUAGAAAUUCACGAACUACUUCACAAUAUAAGUUUUUGCAAGAUGCACAUCAAACAAGAGAAUAUUUUGGUACUGUUGAAGCAAAUAGAAACCCAUCAUUUGAAAAUGAUGAACAAUUAAGUCUUUCAAGAUCACAGAUUACGGAAAUAGAGGAAGGGGAUGUAACUUUAGAUGAUGAAUUAAAUUCAAUGUCUCCUGAUAGUAUUGGAGACACAAUUCUUCCAGAGACACAUAGAAAGAUGAAAAUACAAAAUGAACAAAACGAAGAAGAAGAAAGUGGAACUAGCAAACGUCGUGAGGCAAAAAAAAUUGAUAGGAUAGAAAAGGAAAGAAUGAAACAAAAGAAAGCAGAUGAAGAAUGGAGACAACGAAUCGAGUUAACACAACUGCAAGAAAAAAAGAGGGAAAAAGAGAACGGGAAACUUAAUCAAAAGCGUUAUAAUAGAGUAAAUUCAGUCACUCUAGAAGGUAAUAAAAUAUCGAGACUAAAUUCAGGUGACAUACAAAGGAGAUACUCUGAUAACAUAUCAUCUUCUUUGGAGAAUAAUACCUCCUCAUCCUUAGAGAAUAAUGAUACAUUCUAUCAUGAACCCCAAAUAAAUAGGAAAACCAAGAAAAAUAAUACUUGGUCCAAUCCAUUUAAUAAAAAAGAGUCUACUGGUAAAGAAGGUGAAUAUAAGAAAAUACCCUUAUCUCAAUUGAAUUUGCGUGAAUCUUAUACUAAUGGAAAUUCCAAUUCUAAAACUUCACGAAAUAAAGUGAAAUUGCAAAAGGAAAAUAAAUCAAAUGAAGCGGUGAAUAUCGCUGCACAAUUAGCAUGGGAGUCAUUUACAGAUGAUAACAGAGUCCCUAACGAAGAAGAAGGUUCUAUGCCAAUAAGACAGAUGCGUACAAACCAAUCUGAUCCAUUAUCUAACCGAGAACGUUAUUCUAAUGGUAUGAGACCAAAUCAUAAUAAAAAUUCGAUUCAAAGUGCUAAUAUAUCACCUGUAUUAAGUUAUAGUAAUAGUUCAAAUAGUUCUGGUAAUCUACUGCGCACUCAACCAAAGAAACAUACUAGUGUAAGAAAUGCUAAUACCACAACAAAGAAGAAAAAAAAAGUAGUUAAAAAACAUCAACCAUCCAGUUAUAAUACUAAACGAAUAUCCAAAGUUAUGAGCGAAUUAGACGGUGGAAUUGAUAAAGACUCUUGCGAACAAAUCAUCAACGAGAUUCUUGUUUCGAAUGAAAAUUUACAUUGGGAUGAUAUUGCAGGGUUAAAUUCUGCUAAACAGGCCUUGAGAGAGGCUGUAGAGUAUCCAUUUCUACGGCCUGAUUUAUUCAAAGGUUUAAGAGAACCGACUAGAGGAAUGCUAUUGUUUGGGCCACCUGGUACUGGGAAAACAAUGAUAGCAAAGACUGUGGCUAGUGAAUCUCAAUCCACUUUUUUCAGCAUCAGUGCUUCAUCAUUACUUUCUAAAUACCUUGGGGAAUCUGAGAAAUUGGUCCGUGCCUUGUUCUAUUUAGCUGUUAGGUUAGCUCCAUCGAUAAUAUUCAUCGAUGAAAUUGACUCUUUAUUAACUGCUCGAGGAGAUAAUGAGAAUGAAACUGGUCGACGGAUUAAAACAGAACUAUUAAUCCAAUGGUCCAAAUUGUCUCAAAAUCCAGGGUCCUCCAAAGACUCUGAAGUUGAUAACAGAGUUUUACUACUAGGUGCCACGAACUUACCAUGGGCCAUCGAUGAAGCUGCCCGUCGUCGUUUUUCAAGAAGAUUAUAUAUUCCAUUACCUGAUUUGGAAACAAGAAUACAUCAUUUGAAGAAAUUGAUGAGCAGACAAGAACAUCAACUACGAGAGAAGGACUUUACCGCUGUGGGGAAACUUACCGAGGGUUACUCGGGCUCUGAUCUAACUGCAUUAGCCAAAGAGGCUGCAAUGAUGCCAUUACGUGAUUUAGGCCACAGUCUGCUGCACGUAGAUUUCGCUAGCAUUCGUCCUGUCGGAAUCAGUGAUUUCGUGCUAGCUCUCGAGACCAUCCGUGGUAGUGUUUCAGCAUCAUCCUUGCAACAGUAUUCUCAAUGGUCAGCACGUUACGGUAGUACAGGCUCAUAG